Notothenia coriiceps (black rockcod) is the source of this 2275-nucleotide messenger RNA. Its product is annotated as circadian-associated transcriptional repressor-like. Lineage: Eukaryota; Metazoa; Chordata; Actinopteri; Perciformes; Nototheniidae. The record is from RefSeq and is a predicted model, not a curated record. The transcript is spliced from 6 exons. Gene Ontology annotation, biological process: negative regulation of DNA-templated transcription; circadian regulation of gene expression. Gene Ontology annotation, molecular function: RNA polymerase II cis-regulatory region sequence-specific DNA binding. Bases 229 to 1155 code for a protein of 308 amino acids. Gene Ontology annotation, cellular component: nucleus.
UGACAAAGUAGACGACACAGGAACAGAGAGUAGAAGAAGGAGCAGGGUGAGACUCACUGCGUCUAAACUGUAUCUACGCAUCUAUCUCUACGAAGCGUUAACUUUGUUAAGGUUACAUCGUAAGGAGUGUCAUUGUUUAACUUGGACAAAAUAGUUAAACGUGCCUUCUCUCGCGGAGCUGUAUUAUUUGUACCGAUUUUCUGAAUCAACUUCUGCUCCAACCUUAAGAUGAAUUCCUUGGGUAGUUCUUCCAAAUGGCCAUCUUAUGACUCGCUGUCCUCCAACUCGAGUAUGCUCUUCAGUGAGAGUGAGCAGACUGACGAUGAAGCAGAUGUCUUCUCAGAGGGAGAAGGGGACAGUAGAGGAAACAAGUCCCUCUCAGGGGAUGAAAGAAUCACACGCUGCCCUGAAAAAACUAAGCAUCCCGUCUCUUCUCCUGCUGAUGCCACGUUAGGCUCAUCUCCUGCAACACCAGGGGACCUGGCCUUCGCUCAGAAAGUAAGAGAUCUGCGGAGGUUUAUCUGUCCUUUGGUUGAGCUUCUGCACGGACUGAAAACUGGAAGAUUUGACAAAGGUCUAUCAAGUUUCCAGCAGAGUGUUGCAAUAGACAGGUUGCAGAGAAUACUUGGGAUUCUGCAGAGGCCAGAAAUGGGUGAGAAAUACCUACAAAACCUGCUGCAGAUAGAGACGAUGCUCAAAAUAUGGUUCCCUCGGGUGGAAUUUCAGUCCAAAGUAAUACCGAGCCAUACACCCACGCCCACGUUCCGACCACACUGGAGACAGAAUCAGCUCCACAUGCCCGUUAAGAAGAGAAAGCUGAGCUGGUCAGACCCCAAAGACUGCAGCAAAAUCCCAACCAAGCGCACGCACAAUCAACAUGAGAGCUGCUUGGCUGCGACCCCACUUAACACCGCUUCCACGUGUCUUCCUGGAUCACCCAAAAAACAGAGAAGUCCAGAGGACAAAACCGAAAAACCGGCUGAGGAACACAAGGGCACAUUCAACAGUUGCACUUUAAGCAGAAGAUGGGUAAAUGAGAAUCAAGGGCAGUCUGAGGUUUCUCUGCCCUCCUCUUGUGAAAGCCUUGCUACACAAGACAGCUCCGUGUCCUCAAGUGACAUCUUGACCACAGCUGGCUCCACUUCGCUGGCCUGAGCUGACCUUGCUGCCACAUGGAGGUGCAACUGAAUGCUUGCCAUAGGGCGGACUUAAUUACAUAAGGAUUAAGUUUGGCACAGUGCCAGUCCUUUUUGGCUGUAAGGCAUGUAAACGGAAGAGGAGGAAUAGAAAUGCAAAGAGAGAUUUAUCAACCACUGAAUGUCCAGUGCAAUUUUGGAUUGAAUGCACUCUAAUCUCUAAUCCAAGCAAAUGUGUAUCGUCUGUCUGUAAAGAGUAUCAUUUUUGUAUUCAUUUGCCUUUGAGAAUAUGUUGUAAAUGCUUUAAACACUGGUUAAAAACAGGAAUAAUAUAUCAACAAUUUAAAUAUAUUAAUAAAGAAUUUAGGAUGGUUAAAAAUAUAAUUUGCCAGCUUAUUGAAUGUAACGUGUUGGUGCAAAGACAUGGAGCCGCUGCAAAACAACGUGCCAAACCAAACCAUUUUGCAUCAUCAUAUCAUAUCGUACCUUACUUCACCACUUUAUUUAUUAGCUGUUAACACACAUACAUUUGUAUUUCUUUGUAAAUAUAAAUAGAUGAUGGUAACAGAGUUGCUGAGGAAAUACCAAAACCUAAUUGAUCGAUAAUAAAUACUUAAUACUACUCGUAAUUUGUUUUGUUAAAAAUAUGUUUUAUUACAUGAAUUUUAAGCCAUCUUUUGUAUAUUAUGAAGCAAACAUAUUGUAUUUGAUCCUCUGUACAUUUGGAAUAAAUGUAAUUGCAUCUUGGAUGAUUCAGAGGAAAUGCACAUGUACACCUUUCAUCAAAGAGUUGCACAUAUAUUUAUACAACAAAACAACUUCCAUUCCUGAACUCUUUCUUUGUCUGAAAGCAUUUGGCCAUUUUCACCAUAUUAUAAAUCAGAUAUCAUUCAUGUUGAAUGGUGUUUCAUCUCUGGUGGUUUGACACCAGUCAGCCUUACUUAUAAGACAGACAUAAACCUAACAAUACAUCUGCCUGAAAUAUCAUUAUCAAUCAUACAAAGAGUCACUAUCUUAUGUAUCAAAUGUGGUGCUGUGUGGAUGCAAAGAUUUUUUUCUGAGUGAUGUUAUUUAAAAUGUUGUGGAGAGUUGUAGUCUAGUGUUAGGAUCUUUUAUUCUUCAAAAUAGAAAAACUAAAA